Planococcus citri (citrus mealybug) is the source of this 2131-nucleotide messenger RNA. Its product is annotated as secreted frizzled-related protein 5-like. The record is from RefSeq and is a predicted model, not a curated record. Gene Ontology annotation, biological process: canonical Wnt signaling pathway; non-canonical Wnt signaling pathway. Gene Ontology annotation, molecular function: Wnt-protein binding. Bases 412 to 1467 code for a protein of 351 amino acids. NCBI's taxonomy places the organism in Eukaryota, Metazoa, Arthropoda, Insecta, Hemiptera, Pseudococcidae. The transcript has 4 exons.
ACACAGCUUCAAACGCUUAUUAAAUCAACUUGAAGUAGUCUUGUUUAUUCUCGUGCUCGUUUGAACUUUUCGUUGCGCGUUGAAUUUGAAAUUUUCUUUGUUUUUCACAUUUCGAAGACGAGAGUGAGCAUUUUAAAAUAACAUUGAUUUUGUACCUAUUUUUUUAUUCAUUUUUUUUUUUUUUUGGGUACUCGAACAUCGUGUUUUUUUUUCUUCUUGCAUAUGCAUCGCGUUUAUUAUCACAAAUGUUAUCUUAUUUGUAUAUACGGUAUUCGAUAAAUUUAUUAGUUUAAGGUUUGUUCGGCAUUUCAUCGUAUUUUAAUGCGGUAGUUACUAGUUACCUAUACAGUAGUCUCAUAAACAGUGCGGUUAUGAUAGGUUUCGAGAAAAUAAUGGAUACCUAUUGACGCGAUGGUGGAUUUUACAACCCUUAUGGUAAACAUGCCCGCUACCUUGGUGAUUUUUCUAGUCUUAAAUUUAAUCGCGUGUACAUUUUGCAACGAUAUGAUUAAUUCGCACGUCUCGUCGACGUACGAUUGGGAUUCUCGUAGCUCUUCGGUCACUGCCACUUGUAUAAAUAUCCCUAAGAACCUAUCCUUAUGCAAUAAUAUCGGUUACGAUCGUAUGCGACUGCCUAAUUUACUGCUGCAUGACACCUUGACCGAAGUAUCUCAACAAGCCGCCUCCUGGGUGCCUUUGCUCAACGUCAGGUGUCAUCCGGAUACUCAGCGAUUCAUUUGCUCUUUAUUCUGCCCGGUUUGCCUGGAUCAUGCCAUCUAUCCUUGUCGUAGUCUGUGCGAGAAGGUGAAAGCUGGAUGCGAGGUUCGUAUGAAAGCUUACGGGUAUCCUUGGCCGGAUAUGUUCGCUUGUUCGUCGUUUCCUCAAGAUAAUGAUAUGUGCAUUACGUCGGAGUCGGCGUCUAAUUCGUCCUCAGAGGAAAAAUGUAAAAUUUGCGAACAAGUUAAUACGGUGGAAAAUAUCCUAGAUUAUUACUGCCAGUCUGCUUUUGCGGUGCGAGGUAAAUUGAAAAAAUACCAACAUAAUUUAUUCAUUUUCAAGAAAGUCAAAUUAUUCAAAACGAACAACGAAUUGAAAAAGGAAUUCAACGGUGAACAGUUCCAUUUCAAUUUAACCGAAGAGUGUUGUAGGGAGAAAUUGAAACUAGAUCGAGGCACGUAUUUUAUAAUGGGAAAUUACCAAGAUGAAAAGCUCGUUCCUACUUUCAUCAUGCCUUGGGUGGUGAAACAGUCGAAGCCGUUCAAAAAAUCCAUCAGAAUGCUCAAGACUAUCAACUGUACAAAUCCGGAUGCCAUAACUCAUUCAGUCAUCGAAACCACGCCUAAGGCUCCUCUCUCUCAUCGUAAAGGUUCCAAGAAACAAUCUAAAAAGACCGAAACUUCCCCAUCUUCGUCAGAGUCAUCUACAUCUCAACCGAAAUCCAAGAAAAAUCGUAAAAUACCAAAAUAAUCUCUCGUUUAUGUGUGUGUUAUUUUUAAAAUUACGCUACUUCUUUAUGUAAGUACCUAGACCUACGUAUGUGUAUUUGUAUUUCGCGUAAUAAUAUUUUUAUAAUUUUUUACUCGUCAUUUUUUUUAAGUAGGUAUUUUAUAUGGUAUCAGAAUCGAGCCAUAAGUACAAAUUUGCAUACCUUUUUAUGCGAAAAAAAAUUCAAUUCAAAAAAUAGUUCCAUUUUGUUUGCUCAAGCAUUUUUAUAAAUAAGAUUGUAGUAUAGUUUAGGUAAAAACAAUUGAGCUCAUAAUCAGGCCUAAAUUUUAGUUUCCAAAAGAGUGAUAUACAUUGUACAUAAUUAUGUAUUUAACUGACACUGCCCAAUUUUAUUCUUCUAAUGAAUUAGAAACAUAAUAUGUAGCUUCUUGAUGAGAUCCAACUUACGUUCUACAGACACAUCAAUCUCAAUCAAACAGCUUUUCAGAAAUUGACGAGAAAAAAAAGAAGAAAAAAAAUACAACACAACUAUUUCACUAUACGAAAGUUCAUCUGAUAUCGAAAUUUAUUACACACGAAGCAAUGAACUACGAAAAAACAAUUUGGUAUGAUAUUUUCAUAUAAAUUAAAAAAAAAAAAUGUUUCUAAUACUGUAAAAUAAAUAACAAUAUAAUAUUUUCAUGAA